AUGGAAUUUGUCAACCAGCAAUUUCUUUCAGACGUUCCUGGGUUUGAGAUAUUAAAGACGGCAUUCCUGAACUCCCUGGUCACUGACGUUACCAGAAUCAAGAUCUCACAAUCUCUCGGUCCGUGGACUAUCUGUGCAGAACAGAAGGAGGCUGUACUGAAGUCCGCACUCUUAAAACUUGUUGCGCGCACAUCAUCUCGUGUAUUUCUUGGCGACGUGGGCUGCCGCAACCCGGCCUGGCUCAAAAUUACCAAGGAAUUCACCGUGAACAGCUUCAUGGCUUGUGUUGAGCUCCGGAAAUACCCUCCUGGAUUUCGUCACAUUGUCCAUUGGUUUUUGCCAGAGUGCAAGACUGUACGCGCACGAGGACAAACGACACGAAAUAUUAAAGGCGUGCCAACUGGAAGAUCAACAACGACUUGCUAG
Molecule: messenger RNA, 426 nt
Organism: Colletotrichum tamarilloi
Lineage: Eukaryota; Fungi; Ascomycota; Sordariomycetes; Glomerellales; Glomerellaceae
Product: cytochrome P450
Exons: 3
Coding region: 1-426 (141 amino acids)
Source: RefSeq, a predicted model, not a curated record